Salvia miltiorrhiza (redroot sage) is the source of this 1801-nucleotide messenger RNA. RefSeq names its product chaperone protein dnaJ C76, chloroplastic. The record is from RefSeq and is a predicted model, not a curated record. Bases 233 to 1630 code for a protein of 465 amino acids. The transcript has 4 exons. Lineage: Eukaryota; Viridiplantae; Streptophyta; Magnoliopsida; Lamiales; Lamiaceae.
AUUUUCUUUUGACGUGUAUAUCAUUUCAGCGCGACAAAUUGUUGCUUUUAUUUCUGAAAUUUGGUUCAAAAUAUCUAAUAAAUAUAUGCAUAAAAAUAUCUGUAGAGAGGAGUAACAAAAUGGAAAAGUGCAAACAUUUCCAGCCGAAGACUCAACUUUCUCAAGAGCUCUCAGGUCAUCCUCCCCUUCAUCUUCAUCAUCUUUCACACCAAAAAAAAAGAAAAAAAAGAAAAUGCACGCUUCUACAACUCUUCUUCUUCAUAGCGUUCCUUCUUCAUUGAUCCCGAACACCGAUCCGAAAGCGAUAGAGUUAGGAAUCGGAAAUCUAUUCUUCCGGCAGCAGAGGAUCAUCAAUACGAAAAGACAAAGUAAGAAUAAGUUAUCAGCAUGCAGAGAUUCGCAAGAGUUGGCGGUGACGGACUUCAAUCUGUACGAGCUCCUCGGCAUCGACUCCUCCUCCGACACGAGGGCGAUAAAGGAGGCAUAUAGAGCGCUGCAGAAGCGGUGCCAUCCCGACAUAGCCGGCCCGCCCGGCCACGACAUGGCCAUCGUCCUUAACGAGGCCUAUGCUCUUCUCUCCGACCCCAUCUCCCGCAUGGCUUACGAUAGGGAGGUUGCAAAAGUGGCAGAUCUACAAGGGUACACAGGGAGGCCUAUAUAUUCGAUAUGGUCUGGUCCGGAAAGUGAGGAAAGGGCGGUUUUUGUUGAUGAAGUGAAGUGCGUUGGGUGCUUGAAAUGUGCAUUAUUCGCUCAGAAAACAUUUGCUGUUGAAUCCGUGUACGGAAGAGCUAGAGUGGUGGCUCAAUGGGCUGAUCCCGAGCACAAAAUCAACGAUGCUAUUGCCGCUUGUCCAGUCGACUGCAUCUCAUUUGUGGAGAGAUCCGAGUUGCCUGCCCUUGAAUUCGUAAUGUCUAAGCAGCCCCGCGGCAGUGUUAGAAUCGGUGCAAGCAACACUGCAGGUGUACGGACAGCAGAUGUUUUCGACGAGGUCCACAAAUUCCAGGCUAGGUAUAAAGCUUCUAAACGCCACUCCAAGGAUUCCGAGCCUCAAAAUUCUUCAAGGAUCUCAGCUGUGCAAGCCAUUCAAAUGAUAUCAAACUGGCUCUACUGGCGAUCUCCCACCGGAGAUGCCGCUCCUCUAGCUAUCCGCAACUCGAGACUAGGCACGGGGAAACACGACGCCCAGCCGAGUCUCGAGAAGCUCAAAGCUGCUGCAGCAGUCAGAAAACAGCAAGCAACAACCACUGCUCGGACAUCAGACGAUGAUUACUGGGUGCCGGCAGCCCUCGCGCUACCACAACUGAUCACUCCUGAAUCUCGAGACGAUCGUGCUCCGAGUAGGAAGAAGAAGCGAGCAAGUGAUGCUGACAAAUCGUUGAAUAGAAAGAAGGAUUCGAGCAUCCCUUUUGGUUGGGUUGUGCCAAUAGGAGCAUCGGUUGUUGCUGCUGCAGUUGUAGCCGACCGGUUGCGGCUUGGAGAACCGGCGACCGGUCUGCAAGAACACAUCGGCGGUUCUGUGGCGCUGGCGAUCGUUAAUAGUUGGUGGAUGCAAGUUGGCUUAGCAGGUGUUACGUGGUACCUAAUUGCUGUAUACAUGCUAGAAAUAGUGGAAGCCCUUCGCCGAAAAUAACCACUAUAUCAUACUAACAUAAAUUUAACUACCUUUUAAUCUUCUGUAAAAUAGUACAAACUACCACACUAUAUAUGAUCAACUAUCAUAUCACUGUAUUCUCUACUUAUAGCCAUUAGUGUAUACGGAAAAAAAAUAUGAAUGAAUUGACACCUAUCAUUCCAUGAUUCA